This is a messenger RNA of Sclerotinia borealis F-4128, 1350 nucleotides long. The record is from the annotation of a GenBank genome assembly. Lineage: Eukaryota; Fungi; Ascomycota; Leotiomycetes; Helotiales; Sclerotiniaceae.
AUGGCUGCUCCAAGUUCUUCGCAAGUUCUCUUGUCCCCACAGUACUCUGGCUUAGGUCGUCUCGACCCAAAUCCACCUGGAUCCCUCGAGCUGACAAGCGAACUGCUACAAAAGAAUCAUGAGAGGUACCACAUGUACUUUCGAGAUGUCGCUGGCCACAACCACAUUCCGCAUUCUUUGCUGACCGUUCUGGCAAUGGGUGGAGGACCAAAGGAGCUGAAUAGAGCAUACGAUGAUGGAUACACGUAUCAGCGUCCAUUAGCUCCUGCGGACGGUGAAUUUGCCAAGCAGCUGGGCGAUGAGGAGAAGUUUAAAGAACACAUGUACACAUUAUCCGAGUAUUCCAACUUCUUAGCCUUCUUUGAGCAGGAAAUCGACGCUAAAGGCUGGAAAACUGUUUUCAACAAAUACUGCUUUGACCGCACCCCAUUUGCCGAUAAUAUGCUCUCACAGCUCUAUGAGGGUCUCUAUCAUCCCAUUCUUCACCUGGGCUUCGGUGUUGAAUUUAAUCAACCUAGUCUUAUCGCUGAAGGCCUCGCUCAUGCGGCAUCCCAUGAUUCAAGCCAAAUUGGACCCUUCUUCUUAGAGACCGAAAAGCUCGCAAAAUCUGGUUCGGUAAAGCCCAAGCCUCUUGUCGAGCUAUACGCCGAGAUUCGCGCCAAUCAAAAGAUAAGGGAGGCUGCAUGGCUCAAGGACGGGCCAUUACGUGGAAAGGGGAUAGUAAAUCGUGCUCAUGAUGAGUUAGUGAAGAUUGCAGCCCAGUUUCAGGUGAGACCUGAAGACUUGGAACGUAGUACAGCGGAGAUGAUGAGCUGUGGUGCACUUACUAGCGCAGCCCAAAAAGCUGGGAAGGCUCGCAAGAUUGACUUUUUCUACUUGCACAUUGUCACCUGCUCCAUCUUCUUCAGUGCUUUGAACCAGCAGGAUUGGCUCAAGACCGAAGAUAAGGUGCGUCUACUUGAGUGGAAGGGACGUUUGGAUCUUGUGUGGUACGCGGCCAAUGGAUCGGCUGAGAUGAAGAUUGAAAAUGUGCUCGAGUACGAACCCUCGUUAAGCAAGGGGUGGGAUUGGCGUGCUAUCUACAAGAAUUCAAUUGAUAUUCAUGAUGAUGGUCAUGUUGUCAAGUUCAUGCGAGCUCUGAAGCAUGCCGAAGGUAUGGUAGAGCCUCACGUGGAGAAAGAGGGCGCUGCUUCAUUCCCUAUCAAUGGGGAUAUGUGGCUCAAAAUUGCACAGAUCUGCUAUGAUUCUACUGCAACUAUUGGGACAGACAUCCCAGGUCAAUUAUCCAAGAAGUGGGUCUGGGGUGCUGGAUUUGAGCCACCGUGGUUCCAGAUCCCAAAUUUGGGUUAG